Gossypium arboreum is the source of this 855-nucleotide messenger RNA. Its product is annotated as probable WRKY transcription factor 51. Bases 93 to 617 code for a protein of 174 amino acids. NCBI's taxonomy places the organism in Eukaryota, Viridiplantae, Streptophyta, Magnoliopsida, Malvales, Malvaceae. The record is from RefSeq and is a predicted model, not a curated record. The transcript is spliced from 3 exons. Gene Ontology annotation, molecular function: sequence-specific DNA binding; DNA-binding transcription factor activity. Gene Ontology annotation, biological process: regulation of DNA-templated transcription.
UAUAAAUUGCAUAAAAUAGUUGAAUCUAUGCCUAACGAGUUUGCCUUCCUACACACUGUCAAAGACCAAAGUCCACCUCUCCUUGCAAAUUAAUGGACUUCUCUCGGGAGAGCUCAAACCCUAACCUUAAUAUCACCUUCUAUCCCGAUUACUUGGAUCCGGUGACCGAGUUCGAGCUGUCGGAUUAUCUUAUGCUCGACGGUGGGGUUUUCGAGGAAGACUCAUCAUCGCAAAGUAUAGAAUCGUUGGAGAAGGGCUUGGGAGGAGCUAACGAAGUUAGUGGUGCAACAUCAAAAACCCCCAUCAUAAAAUGCAAGACUGAAACGAGGGAAAAGAAGUUGGAACAGAGGCAUCGGGUUGCAUUUAGAACGAAAUCGGAGAUAGAAGUCAUGGAUGAUGGAUAUAAAUGGAGGAAAUAUGGGAAAAAGUAUGUGAAGAACAGCCCAAAUCCAAGGAACUAUUAUAAAUGUUCAGGUGGAGGAUGCAAUGUGAAGAAGAGGAUAGAAAGGGACAGAGAUGACCAUAGUUUUGUGAUAACUACCUACGAAGGUUCUCACAAUCAUGACAGCCCUUUCACGGUUUAUUAUAAUCAAAUGCCUCCAAAUGCUUGGACCUAGCAAGCUUCUCCAUCCUCUUCUUCUUCUACAAGAAAAAACAAAAAUAUAUACAUACAUAAAUACAUGUAUGUAUUGUUUAUUAGGAGAUGCUUCUUCUAAUCAUCAUGUUUGCUUAACAUGGCCAUCUACUUUACAUAUUUUACGUAAUUAUAUGUAUAGUAUAUAUGGGGUCUAUUUUAUUAGUGCCUGUAAACACAUUUAGUCACCAAUUUAAGAAAAUGUUUUACCAUAUUCAAAA